GAGGGUGAAGGUUGGGGGAGUGACAGCCAGCCUGAGGUCUCCAGUCCGACUCCCCCGUUAACGGAGAACAAGAGGAAAAAGAAAAAGAAGAAGAGAUACGGCCUCAGAGAGGCUGCAGAGGGAGAGGAGUGGACUUUGUACUGGACCGAUUACUCUGUGUCUCUGGAUAGAGUCAUGGACAUGAAACGUUAUCAGAAAAUCAACCAUUUUCCAGGCAUGAGUGAGAUCUGCAGGAAAGAUCUGCUUGCUCGUAACCUGAAUCGCAUGUCAAAGCUCUUCCCCAAAGACUACAACAUCUUCCCCCGCACGUGGUGCCUGCCAGCCGAUUACAGUGACUUUCAGGCUUAUACCAGAGCCAAAAAGCACAAGACUUUCAUCUGCAAGCCAGAUUCAGGUUGCCAAGGCCGUGGUAUUUUUCUCACCAAGUCCAAUAAGGACAUUCAUCCAGGGGAACACAUGAUUUGCCAGGUGUAUGUAUCCAAGCCGUUCAUAAUUGAUGGGUUCAAGUUUGACCUGCGUAUCUAUGUGCUGGUGACCAGCUGCGACCCGUUCCGCAUCUUCAUGUACGAAGAGGGGCUGGCUCGGUUCUGCACCACACAGUACUGUGAGCCCACAAACAGCAAUCUGGACAACGUGUGCAUGCAUCUUACCAACUACGCCAUCAACAAGCACAGCGAGAAUUUUGUACGCGAUGAUGACACAGGCAGCAAAAGGAAAUUGUCCACCUUUAGCAAGCACCUGGAGUCUAUGUGCUAUGACACAGACAAGAUGUGGGCAGAUAUUGAAGAUGUAAUUAUUAAGACCUUGAUCUCCGCCCAUCCCAUCCUUAAACACAACUACCACACCUGCUUCCCCAACCACGCCUCAGGGAGCGCCUGCUUCGAGAUCCUCGGCUUCGACGUGCUGCUUGACCACAGGCUCAAACCCUGGCUUCUGGAGGUCAACCACUCGCCCAGCUUCACCACCGACUCACACCUGGACAGAGAGGUGAAGGACGGGCUGCUGUACGACUCCCUGGUGUUAAUUAAUCUGGGCGCCUGCGACCGACGCAAGAUCACGGAGGAAGAGAAGCGCAGAGUCAAAGAGAGGCUCCAGCAGAAUCGCUCCAGGGAGGCCAGGAGCGAGGAGUUGCGGCAGUGCCAGGCCGCCAGCAUGGAGCAGAUGCAGAAAUACGAAGACAAGCACCUGGGAGGUUUCCGACGGAUCUUCCCUCGGGAAGGUGGCGAGGUGUACGAGAAAUACUUCAAACACAGCAGCUCUCUGUUCCAGGAGACAGCUGCCUCCAAAGCCCGAGAGGAAUGUGCCAGGCAGCAGUUACAGGAGCUGCGUUUGAAGCAGGAGCAGAAGGACAGAGAGAAGAAGGGGAGCCGUAGGCGGGAUCUGCAGGGCGAAUCUGCAGGAGAGAGAGAGAGAGCUAAACCACGCAGAAUACCAGUCAUUCACCCGCAGCCCAAUUCCAGCUCACACUCUCUCACUACGGUUCCUCCCAUUUCCUCAACUACCAGAAGCGGCACGCCCGUGCUGGAGCUGUCAGAGGAAGAGGAGGAUGAGAGGGUAAGUGGGCUGAUCCAGCGAGAGAGCCUGCUGAGGGAACUGGGAGUGAUAGACCAGGUGUACAGGCUCCUACAGAACACCCAUCCUCCCACCCACCCGGCCAACCCCUCGUGUGAGCAGACCAGCAGGCUUCCGCACAACCGCCCCGAUCAGCCCAACAACAAGCUGGAGUCAUUUGCAGAGAUGUCUCGAAGGCAGAAAGCCCUCUGCACUCUGGCCGAGCGACCGGUUCACGCCGGGGCCAAAGCCUGUCUGCAGAGGGCCCAGGUCCUCCAUCAGCGGACGCUCUGGCCCUCUCUGGACCAGGGUCAGCCUCGGCUCAUCCUCAGCGAACCCUCCGUCCUCCAGCACGCCGCGUACCAGGAGACGGCCGCAGACGGCGAAGCCCAGAGCGGGAUGAGCUUCAGGAGGACGGCCAGCGCCCAGCGAAACCCGUGGACAUUCAGUCCUUGUCUUGCCGGGCGUCCGAGCUGCGUGAGCUCCUCUGUAGCCGAGUUGAGGGCUCGGGCCGCGCCUGGCGUACCGCAGCCCAUCCCUGGAAAACUGAAGUGUGCUCCUGUGUCAUCUGACCUCCAAACCCUGCAGAGCCUGUUCAUCAUCUCCACCCCUGCCCCCCUGGUCCCCCGGCCGGACGUCCCCCCCGGCCUCCGCAGGCCCUCCCGUAAAAUCCCCGCACACAAGCCGAGCCGCUGA
Messenger RNA from Chanos chanos (milkfish), 2247 nucleotides. It is a transcript of the gene ttll6, whose product is annotated as tubulin tyrosine ligase-like family, member 6. The record is from RefSeq and is a predicted model, not a curated record. NCBI's taxonomy places the organism in Eukaryota, Metazoa, Chordata, Actinopteri, Gonorynchiformes, Chanidae. Gene Ontology annotation, biological process: protein polyglutamylation; microtubule cytoskeleton organization. The transcript is spliced from 13 exons. Bases 175 to 2247 code for a protein of 690 amino acids. Gene Ontology annotation, cellular component: ciliary basal body. Gene Ontology annotation, molecular function: tubulin-glutamic acid ligase activity; tubulin binding.